AUGAAUUCGCUUGUGAGAUUUGUUCCCCGAUUUGGAAAUGCUUUCGCUCAGUCCGCUAGAUAUGCUAGCUCCGGUUCUAAGAUGAGGACUUUUCAGAUAUACCGUUAUAAUCCUGACAAGCCUGAACAGAAACCAUUUAUGCAAACUUUCACUAUUGAUACAAGCCAUUGUGGCCCCAUGAUUCUUGAUGCUCUCAUUAAGAUUAAGACUGAAUGUGACCCAACUCUUACUUUCCGUCGUUCAUGCCGUGAGGGUAUUUGCGGUUCUUGCUCAAUGAACAUUGGCGGCCGAAACCGUCUUGCUUGCCUCUGUGCAAUCCCUAAGGAAAACAAAGUCACCAAGAUCUACCCACUUCCUCACAUGUACGUUGUUAAGGAUCUUGUCCCUGAUAUGGCUAACUUUUAUGCUCAAUAUCGCUGGAUCGAGCCCUACCUGAAGAAGAAAGAAUUCUCCGACGAGCAAAUUGGUGAGAAAAUCUUCAUGCAAUCCGUCAAGGACCGUGAAAAGGUGGAUGGUCUCUAUGAAUGCAUCCUGUGUCUUUGCUGCUCUGCAUCUUGCCCAUCAUAUUGGUGGAACUCUGAUAAAUACCUCGGUCCUGCAGUCCUCCAACAAGCAUACCGUUGGAUGAUUGAUUCUCGUGACGAUUACACCUUCGAUCGAUUGGAGCAAAUGCAGAACAAGUGGUCCACCUAUCGUUGCCAUACUAUCAUGAACUGCACGGAAACCUGCCCCAAGGGUUUGAACCCUGGCAAGGCCAUUGGUGAAAUCAAAAAGAUGUUGAUCUACUACAACAGCUACAAGAAUAAGAAACCCAUGAACGAGCGUCUUGAGAAUUCUGUUCCUGUUUAA
Molecule: messenger RNA, 849 nt
Organism: Rodentolepis nana
Lineage: Eukaryota; Metazoa; Platyhelminthes; Cestoda; Cyclophyllidea; Hymenolepididae
Source: the annotation of a GenBank genome assembly